AUGAAGCCCCAAACACGACGACGCGCACGAGCACGGCAGUCGCCACCACAAUGGCGCGCAACGACUGCUGCUUCUGUGGCCAUCACCAUCGCCAUUGCACUCGUUGCAGCUCUGUCUCUCUGCGGCGCGCUCGCAGUCGUGGAGGCGCAGGAGGACGGCACAGUGGUGGUCGGCAGUGAGACGCUCACUGCAUCAUCAUCAUCAUCACCGACAACGACGACGACGACGACAACCGUCCUGCCAUCGGCAACACACACGCCCACGCCCUCGCCAACAGGCAGUCCCGACGAGCCCAACGCAGACGGCGGCGGCAACGGCGACGAGCUCUCGGUCAGCAGGACCAUCUUUUUCAUUCUGCUCGUGCUGGUUCUGUGCACGCUGCUCGUCUACCUCCUCAUCCGGACAAAGUUCCACUACAUCCCAGAGUCUCUCGCUGUCAUGUUCAUCGGUGGAAUUCUCGGCAUCAUCACCCGAUUGAGUGGAGACUACUGGACGAACGCAGAGCGGAUUGAUCCAACCGGGUUUUUCCUCAUUCUGCUGCCUCCCAUCAUUUUCGAGUCGGGUUACUCGCUGCACAAGGGCAACUUUUUCCACAAUAUCGGAUCGAUCCUAGUGUUUGCAGUGUUUGGAACCAUCUUUUCCGCACUCUGCAUCGGAGCUGGCGUGUUUGGCUUGGGCGUUGCGGGAGUGAGCUAUCCGCUCUCUGCCGUUGAGAGCGCAUUUGUUUUAUCCAAAUGUUCACCUCACUUUUUUCGACAACAUGAUGUGGGCGAGAGGAUUCGUGGCAAAAUUGCAAACAAACACAUUCAAAGUCGAUUUGCACUAAAACGAGAACGAUGAGGUGCACUGUUUAUGACAGAUUCGGAACCAGCUCGCAUCGUGGAUAAAUAUUCGCAUCAGAAUUGCUCUGCACACUCGGGG
Messenger RNA from Capsaspora owczarzaki ATCC 30864, 921 nucleotides. RefSeq lists its product as hypothetical. The transcript has 4 exons. Gene Ontology annotation, molecular function: sodium:proton antiporter activity. The coding region runs from base 1 to 840 and encodes 279 amino acids. Gene Ontology annotation, biological process: sodium ion transport; regulation of pH; proton transmembrane transport. Lineage: Eukaryota; Filasterea; Ministeriida; Capsasporidae. The record is from RefSeq and is a predicted model, not a curated record. Gene Ontology annotation, cellular component: membrane; Golgi apparatus.